AGGUGUCCCUUGUCGGAGCCGAGCACCAAACAAAUCGCGGACCUCACCCGCCCUCCCCCCCCCCCUUCCCUCAAAGGUUCUGGCCCGCAGUCGGGCGUUCAGCGCAGUGGAUUGGCCGCACGCACGCGAAGCUUGCCGAAAAUCUCAAGGAAAAACGGUUACGCACCGCGACUGCCACCCGCGAGCAGGUCGGUGGGGCAGCCCGCACCGCCCGAAGCGGCAGGACCCCGGGGUGAGUGAGCGGACGCGCGCAGGAGUGUGUGUUGUGCCGAAGCGAACGUCCGCGACGUCGUCGUCGUCGUCGUAGUCGUCGUUGUCGCGAGCCACCACGGACGGGUCGCUGUGGUUUGCAGGGAAAACAGGCGAGUGCAGUUGCAUGCGUCGCUUCCGGAGGACGGAGGCGCAGUUUCCCCAGAUCAGGCAGUCACGGCGACGACCGGGAUUAGCAGCACGCCGCGUCGGAGAGGUGUGUGUGUGCGUGUGCGUGUAAGAGCGGUGUUUAUUGUUUGUCCGGUAGCGGUGUACGGAGUGCGUGAAGAGGUCCGGAGGUGUCCCAGCGAGUGUCUCCACGAAAGAAGAGGAUCCUGAAGUUGCAAUCAAGUGGUGCAGGUGGUGACAGUGGUGGUAGUGAACAUUCCGACGGCAAGAUCUGACCUCGGUCGGUGGUCCUUCAUCAUCUACACACACACAAACACACACAAACACACACUCUUGCAGCAGACACCCACACAGACCUAGCCCAGCCUCGACUACCCUUGUGUGUGUCAUCGCGUGUAGUUUCCGUGCGUCCCAGUGCGCUCAGGCACUGGUGUGCGAGUGUGUCUGUAUCUGUGUGUGUGUGUGUAUCAAGUGCGUGCGAGUGUCAUCGAAAGAAAAUAAAAAUAAUAAAAAUCGGAACACUGCUCAGACGGCACCGGCAUAGAUGUAGGCAGUCCUCCGUCCCUUCUUCCCUGAACUCCCUGAAUGCACGCUCCUGCCCUGCUCCGGUCGGCCAUACACUGCCGCUCCAGUCAACUCGCACACAAUCAACGCACGGCGGGCAUGCGGAGCUAGAAGAGCAUCCUCUCCUCCUCCCUCUCUCUCUCCCCCCCCCCCCUCUGUUUGGUGUCCUGAGACUGCUUCGUGGGUGUCUGUGGCAGCGCCAUCCUGACGACCCGAGACGACCCCGUCCGGUGCCUGCACCCACAACGAAAACACCACAAAGCCUUGGACGUGCCACCCGCUAAACGUCCCCUCGCUUCCCCGCUCUCCCCCACACCAAGUCGUCGUCGUUGACACGCGGGCCUCCCACCCCCGCACGCACAAGGCACCAGGACGGCGUCGGAUCUGGCGCUAGCGCACCGGGGUCAGCUUUGCACCGCCGGGCUGCUGGAUGCGGCCGGAGUGCCGCCCGGUUACGAGCCCGACCCCCUCGCCGUUAGCCCGGCUAUGCACAGAUCCGCUACCAUGGACUCGAAAGCAACGAUAAACAAGGGCAAUUUUCUCUCACAGCAGGAAGAUUUUCAUCCAUUUAUCGAGGCGCUGCUGCCGUACGUCAAGUCCUUCAGCUACACCUGGUUCAAUCUGCAGGCGGCGAAGCGGCGCUACCUCAAGAAGCACGAGAAAAAGAUGACGCACAACGAGGAGAACAAGUGCAAGCGAGACUUUCAGAACGAAAAUCCCGAAACGAAACAGAAAUGGGCUGCCCGGCUGCUGGGCAAGCUGCGCAAGGACAUCACCCACGAUAGCCGGGAAAACUUUGUGCACUGCAUUUCGAAGAAGAAAACCUCCAUGUGCAUCCUCUCGAACCCGGACCAGAAGGGCAAGAUGCGGCGGAUAGAUUGCCUGCGCCAAGCGGAUAAGGUCUGGCGGCUCGAUCUGGUGAUGGUGAUCCUGUUCAAAGCGAUACCGCUCGAAAGCACCGACGGCGAGCGGCUGGAAAAGGCGUGCUUCUGCACCAGCCCGAGCCUCUGCAUCAACCCGUACCACAUUCAAGUAUUAAUCAAGGAGCUCGACCUCUACCUGGCCAACUUUAUCAAGUGUUUCAGCGACGAGGAAAACCAAAGCGAAAAAUCGCACAACAGCUCGCGGAAGUUCUCCAAAACCACCUCCAGCAACAAGGUGUUCAGCUACGACUUUAUCGCACCGACCGGCGUCUUUACCUCGUCCGAGCUGUGGAGCAUUACGCAGGGUAGGUUAUCUAUCUUAGCUCACAUCACUACACCCUAGCCUAGAUCCGACCGUUGUGAUUCUGUGAUUCUGUACCGACUCUGACACACGCUGAGCAUAGCGAAAGGUUGUGUCACAAUCAUAUUGUCUUGUUGGGGCUUUUUAGGAGGGACUUUUUCUUUGCAGAGACCUUUUUUUUCUUCACAGCACACCAACACCUUCAGCCCGAGAUCCAGAUGACCGGAUGACUUCAAGAGUCAUCGAGGAUCGCUUAGAUCUUCCAGCAGAACAUUCACACUGUUUUGGCACUAUCUAACGUAUUGUUUUGUUUGUCACUUUCCUUUGCAAUGGCACCGAGUCCGACAGUCUGGAGCCAUGUUUUGGAGCCCCCCGGGAGAGGUCUGUUCCGUGGAGAACUGGUAGCUUGGAAGAAUCUGAUGUCUCUAGAAUGUCACACACUACUUACCGACGUUUCAAUGAAUUGGAUGAAUUGUUUCAAAAUUUGAAAAAUAAAGAGAUGAAAUUAGAUAAGAA
This is a messenger RNA of Anopheles arabiensis, 2682 nucleotides long. It is a transcript of the gene NfI, whose product is annotated as nuclear factor 1. NCBI's taxonomy places the organism in Eukaryota, Metazoa, Arthropoda, Insecta, Diptera, Culicidae. Gene Ontology annotation, molecular function: RNA polymerase II cis-regulatory region sequence-specific DNA binding; DNA-binding transcription factor activity, RNA polymerase II-specific. Bases 1429 to 2208 code for a protein of 259 amino acids. Gene Ontology annotation, biological process: transforming growth factor beta receptor signaling pathway; regulation of transcription by RNA polymerase II. The transcript is spliced from 6 exons. The record is from RefSeq and is a predicted model, not a curated record. Gene Ontology annotation, cellular component: nucleus.